GAGCUAUUGCGUUUCGCCCACUCAGUUUGGCUACAACUCUGAAUCCGAUCGUGCGGAUCAGGAACCCCAGUCUUACAGUGGAGUACACUUUCUAGGGACAUUUUCAUUUGUUGUACGCUGCCGAACAACAGCUGGAAACUUGAAUCCACUUUAUUUUCGAAUUAGCUAUGAAUCUCAUACUAAUUUUAACCACACUUCUGCAUUUGGUUUUGGUGGGAAUGGCGCAGAUUUCGUCAUUAGUUGACAGGGACGAUAUUCGUCUGGUCAUGGAGAAAAUUUCGGGUGACGUAGUGCACAUUCGACCGGCUCGUGGCACUCUGGAGGACGAAACCGUUUCUUCCACAGCCAAUGCUGAGGCUCCCCGUCUCAGAAGCCAUCGAAAAAACAGCAAGCUGGAGCAUUCCCAGCAGUUGGAGGGGCACAAAUCUAGGAAACUAACAGUUUCCGAAAAUGCAAGUGUAGCCCCACAUCAAGACCAACCGAAGAAUAAACGAGGUAAAAACAAAAUUGACAAGCAACCACGACAAGGAACCAAGCAGCAAAAUGGAUUUGGCCAACACCAUGGGGGCAAGAAAACUGGAGGCAAGUCGAAGACUUCUGACAAUAUAGGGUCGACUUGCCGCUACGCCAAGAGCGCUUGGUCAAACUGUGAUGACAAAUCUCACAUGCGUACCCGAGUUCUAUCUCUUAAGAAGGGCGAGCCAAAUUGCUUGCCGACAAGGACUAUACUAAAGAAGUGCAAGAAAGGCUGCCGUUAUGAAAAGGGGACUUGGUCUCAAUGUAGCGCUGGGCAAAUGACCAGAGAGGAUAAGUUGCAGGCAGAGUCUGCCGGUGCUAGUGACCAAAACUGCGAUCCCAUCCGCACUGUCAAUAAGAAGUGCAAGGCAAAUGGCAAUGCUGGCGGGGUAAAAACACAUGGCCAGAAUCGUGGCACAAAAGAACGAAAACAUAAGGAGAGGGGUGAACGUCGCAUAUCGGGUCAAGAUGAAUGAUCUUUUAAAAUGAAUAAUUUUUUACAGUGCAAAAAGGUUAAAAGUUUUUUUGCAGUAUCUUGUAACACGUUUUAUUUAAAACCUUUAAAGGUUUUUCUACAUAAGUUUUUAAAUUUAAAGUGGUUUUUAUAUUGCUUGGCAAGAAGCGUUGACCUUAUGAUGAAGAAAAUGAAGAUCAAUAGAUAUUUGCCAAGAAUAGAACUUUAUGAAGUAUAAAAUGGUUGCGUAUACACAAUGAGUAAAUAAUUCGUGCUCAAUUUUUAUAAAAAGCUAGUUCUUUGUUUCUUAACAUAAAAAUCUACUGGUAGGCAAUUGAGCAUAUACAUAUGCUUAUUAUAAGUCGAAUAUAAUUCUGAAGUUCUCUUAAGUUGCCUUCAAAUUCGCUUGGACUAUGCGGUGUCUCUUGAAACCUACAGUAUUUUAGGUCCGCCUUCUGUCUAAAUAAAAUUAUUUUUGAAGUUCUGAAUGAACGAGAGAACUAUAUUGUAGUAAAUCGAUUACGGAAUAAAAAGCAUUAAAUACAUUUUAAGUUGGCUCUGAA
This is a messenger RNA of Drosophila ficusphila, 1533 nucleotides long. RefSeq lists its product as uncharacterized. Gene Ontology annotation, biological process: mesoderm morphogenesis. The coding region runs from base 168 to 992 and encodes 274 amino acids. The record is from RefSeq and is a predicted model, not a curated record. Gene Ontology annotation, molecular function: growth factor activity; heparin binding. NCBI's taxonomy places the organism in Eukaryota, Metazoa, Arthropoda, Insecta, Diptera, Drosophilidae. Gene Ontology annotation, cellular component: extracellular region. The transcript is spliced from 5 exons.